GUGUGACCAACUUAAGGUCGGUACCAACCUAUAACACAACGUGUCUGAACAUUACAUGGACCAUAGCCUGGUUGAAAGAGUGAAACUAUGGUCGACUGUUGCACUCAACAACCCGAGCAUCAUCGCAACAAAACUGUAACAGCUGACUCUUGAAUAAAAUUUUUCUUUAUGUGAAUCUUUAAAAGAAGUACAAUUCCUAUUCAAUGUUACCUCGUCACGCCGCACUGGCACUGGCACUGGCAGUUUGUGAAAUAUUCACUUCAAAUAAACACGGUCUUCAUAUACAGUCUACAGCCACAUAGACACCAUUUGGUUUGGCGCGACCAUCUACUGGACUGGACACACGUUGACAAUAAAUGAAUAGAUAACAACUUAGAACAAAAACAAGUUUUAAUUUGACCCGGCUUAAACGACCCAUUUGCCUUUCUUAAAGGUAUGAACAUCGGAUAUUCGGAUAAAGCCUAUUUUUAAUCUCACAUUGAAGUGGAAAAACACAAAUUUGUACCAAGAUGUAUGGACCAGGCCACCCGAAACUUCGAUUUUUCUAUGUUGUGUGGGGUUUCCUGGAAUGUAUUGGCUACGGCGGUCUAGUGUUAGGAUGGAGUUCAUUUGUUUACGUUCUGAAGGAUGAAGGGCUUUAUAUGGAUUUAUGUGGGAAUCUCACGGACAGUUUACAAAAUGACACGCAAAUUAAGUAUGUUCUUUACUGACACUUGUUUAUUUAUAUACAGAAAUUACAUUAAUUUUUAUAUUACAAAAUGCUGCAGAAAUUUAAUCUAAAAAAAAUAAUGUGCAAAUGUUUAUGUAUUGAAUGUUAAAGAUAUAAUCUAGAACAUUUAAGUUUAUUUUAAGCAAAUGUUUAAUGUAUGGGAAAUGAAGGAGUCGAGAAAAACUGUAUCAUGUUUAAUUGAUGAUACGACACAGUCAUCAGACAACUAGCACGCAAUGAUGAUACGACACAGUCAUCAGACAACUAGCAAUGAUGAUACGACACAGUCAUCAGACAACUAGCAUGCAAUGAUGAUACCACACAGUCAUCAGACAACUAGCAAUGAUGAUACGACACAGUCAUCAGACAACUAGCACGCAAUGAUGAUACGACACAGUCAUCAGACAACUAGCAAGCAAUGAUGAUACGACACAGUCAUCAGACAACUAGCAAGCAAUGAUGAUACGACACAGUCAUCAGACAACUAGCAUGCAAUGAUGAUACGACACAGUCAUCAGACAACUAGCAAGCAAUGAUGAUACGACACAGUCAUCAGACAACUAGCAAGCAAUGAUGAUACGACACAGUCAUCAGACAACUAGCAUUGAUGAUACGACACAGUCAUCAGACAACUAGCAAGCAAUGAUGAUACGACACAGUCAUCAGACAACUAGCACGCAAUGAUGAUACGACACAGUCAUCAGACAACUAGCACGCAAUGAUGAUACGACACAGUCAUCAGACAACUAGCAUUGAUGAUAGGACACAGUCAUCAGACAACUAGCAUUGAUGAUACGACACAGUCAUCAGACAACUAGCAUUGAUGAUAGGACACAGUCAUCAGACAACUAGCACGCAAUGAUGAUACGACACAGUCAUCAGACAACUAGCAUGCAAUGAUGAUACGACACAGUCAUCAGACAACUAGCACGCAAUGAUGAUACGACACAGUCAUCAGACAACUAGCAUGCAAUGAUGAUACGACACAGUCAUCAGACAACUAGCAUUGAUGAUAGGACACAGUCAUCAGACAACUAGCAUUGAUGAUACGACACAGUCAUCAGACAACUAGCACGCAAUGAUGAUACGACACAGUCAUCAGACAACUAGCAUGCAAUGAUGAUACGACACAGUCAUCAGACAACUAGCAUUGAUGAUACGACACAGUCAUCAGACAACUAGCAAGCAAUGAUGAUACGACACAGUCAUCAGACAACUAGCACGCAAUGAUGAUACGACACAGUCAUCAGACAACUAGCAUUGAUGAUAGGACACAGUCAUCAGACAACUAGCAUUGAUGAUACGACACAGUCAUCAGACAACUAGCAAGCAAUGAUGAUACGACACAGUCAUCAGACAACUAGCAUUGAUGAUACGACACAGUCAUCAGACAACUAGCAUUGAUGAUAGGACACAGUCAUCAGACAACUAGCAUGCAAUGAUGAUACGACACAGUCAUCAGACAACUAGCACGCAAUGAUGAUACGACACGGUCAUCAGACAACUAGCAUGCAAUGAUGAUACGACACAGUCAUCAGACAACUAGCAUUGAUGAUAGGACACAGUCAUCAGACAACUAGCAUGCAAUGAUGAUACGACACAGUCAUCAGACAACUAGCAUGCAAUGAUGAUACGACACGGUCAUCAGACAACUAGCAUUGAUGAUACGACACAGUCAUCAGACAACUAGCAUGCAAUGAUGAUACGACACGGUCAUCAGACAACUAGCAUGCAAUGAUGAUACGACACGGUCAUCAGACAACUAGCAUGCAAUGAUGAUACGACACGGUCAUCAGACAACUAGCAUUGAUGAUAGGACACAGUCAUCAGACAACUAGCAUGCAAUGAUGAUACGACACAGUCAUCAGACAACUAGCAUGCAAUGAUGAUACGACACAGUCAUCAGACAACUAGCAUUGAUGAUAGGACACAGUCAUCAGACAACUAGCACGCAAUGAUGAUACGACACGGUCAUCAGACAACUAGCAUUGAUGAUAGGACACAGUCAUCAGACAACUAGCAAGCAAUGAUGAUACGACACGGUCAUCCGACAACUAGCAUUGAUGAUAGGACACAGUCAUCAGACAACUAGCAUGCAAUGAUGAUACGACAUAGUCAUCAGACAACUAGCAUGCAAUGAUAACACGACACAGUCGUCAGACAACUAGCAUGCAAUGAUGAUACGACACAGUCAUCAGACAACUAGCAUGCAAUGAUGAUACGACACAGUCAUCAGACAACUAGCAUGCAAUGAUAACACGACACAGUCGUCAGACAACUAGCAUGCAAUGAUGAUACGACACAGUCAUCAGACAACAUGCACGCAAUGAUGAUACGACACAAUCAUCAGACAACUAGCAUGCAAUGAUAACACGACACAGUCAUCAGACAAUUAGCAAUGAUGAUACGACACAGUCAAUAGACAACUAGGAUGCAAUGAGACUUCUUGUAUACUUUCUUACUGAAUGAAAAUUAGAUACACAUUCAUUUGGCUUGUUGCUAACGGUACAAACGUGUUUGGUAAAUGUGUGCAUCAUUUUGUAGAAAAUCUUCCAUUUCAUUCUUUUUAUUACUUUUUAUGUAACUUAACCAGUUUUGAAAUAUUUAAUUUUUUGAGCCUCAUGAGCGUAAACGUAUAUUAUAGCGUAUAAAUUUCAACUGUCUGGCUACUUAGAGACCGUCCACAUAUUAUAUAAAACCGAACGGUAAAGGGGUGGUUUGUCAUUUUGUGACAUUGUAUUUAUUGGGGUGGGGUGCUAGAGAGCAAUGUAAUUUAACAACUCUUUUAAUUUGUUCUUUCUAUUAAUACUUAUAUUUGCAAAAUAUCUGCUUUUCAAUUCUUUCCGGUUUAAUUGGGUAUGAGUGGGGGUUGUAGGGAUGUGCUAGAAAUGUUAUUUAAGUAAAUGGUACUUGUCAAUUCUGUAACAUUAUAAGGGGCAGGGCGAGUCAAACAUAUCGAUGCUACAUGAUGUGUGUACGACCCCUUGGUCUACGCUCUACAAAUGUAAGUUCUCUUCUUCUGGCCGUACAAAUGUAGUUCUCUUCUUCUGGCUGUACAAAUGUAGUUCUCUUCUUCUGGUCCUACAAAUGUAAGUUCUCUUCUUCUGGCCGUACAAAUGUAGUUCUCUUCUUCUGGCUGUACACAUGUAAGUUCUCUUCUUCUGGCCGUACAAAUGUAGUUCUCUUCUUCUGACUGUACAAAUGUAAGUUCUCUUCUUCUGGCCGUACAAAUGUAGUUCUCUUCUUCUGGCCGUACAAAUGUAAGUUCUCUUCUUCUGGCCGUACAAAUGUAGUUCUCUUCUUCUGGCUAUACAAAUGUAAGUUCUCUUCUUCUGGCUGUACAAAUGUAAGUUUUCUUCUUCUGGCCGUACAAAUGUAAGUUCUCUUCUUCUGGCCGUACAAAUAUAAGUUCUCUUCUUCUGGCCGUACAAAUGUAAGUUCUCUUCUUCUGCUGUAGAAAUGUAAGUUCUCUUCUUCUGGUCGUACAAAUGUAAGUUCUCUUCUUCUGGCUGUAGAAAUGUAAGUGCUCUUCUUCUGGCUGUAGAAAUGUAAGUUCUCUUCUUCUGGCUGUAGAAAUGUAAGUUCUCUUCUUCUGGUCGUACAAAUGUAAGUUCUCUUCUUCUGGCUGUAGAAAUGUAAGUUCUCUUCUUCUGGCUGUAGAAAUGUAAGUUCUCUUCUUCUGGCUGUAGAAAUGUAAGUUCUCUUCUUCUGGCUGUAGAAAUGUAAGUUCUUUUCUUCUGGCUGUAGAAAUGUAAAUUCUCUUCUUCUGGCUGUAGAAAUGUAAGUUCUCUUCUUCUGGAUGUAUAAAUGUAAGUUCUCUUCUUCUGGCUGUAGAAAUGUAAGUUCUCUUCUUCUGAACUAAGUUUAUGAAUGCCCCACAGAAAUGCGACAGAGCAGAAAGACAGCUGCCCCGACCGAGACUCACGUCUGGAGUUGGUGUUUACGAUAGGGUCGUCAAGUAUUGGCGUCGGCAGUUUUGUGCUCGGUCAGAUCAACUUCAGGUUUGGUACCCGCGUCAUGAGAAUAGUCGCAGCGUAAGUGAAUCUUCGACAUAAGAUAUAAUUGGUGAAUACAAAAUUAGUAAUUUGUUUUAUAGGAUCAUUUCUGUAACGAAAUAUUUCACAAUUUGCAUUUUCUUAAACUGCAUUACGCAAAGAAAGACUGUGCAGAAGUGUAGGUCAGCACUUUAUGUAGCACUCUAUGUAGCUCUCUAUGCAUAACUCUAUGUAGAACUCUACGUAGUCAAAGGAUUCUAAUUGAAGGUAGACGAAAUUUAAAUAUUCUUUCAUUUUUAUUAAUUUUAAAAAUAUUUGUCUGCACAUUCUUUAUUGUAUAAUGCAAGUUAAAAAACGAAUUAAAACGCACUGAGAAGUAGAGACGAUUUGAACAUUCUUAAAAUGCAUGACGCCGCUCUGAAGAAAGGCUUAGGAAAUGCGUACAUGAAAAAUACGUUAACUUAAACGUAAAUCAAAAUUAUUGCAUCUUGGCCAAACUGAAUCAACAUUCCCUUCAUAAUCCCUCUUUAACAUAUCAGUGGAUUUAAAACUUUUUAUUAUAUACUAUUUUCUUUUCUAAUUCUUUUUUGUUGUAAAUUGCAAUCCGUAAAUUAUUGACAGAAGUAGAAUUAUUUACUGUUUAAAACAUCGAAUGCUGACAAAGUCCAGGUUGAAGUGACUUGAGGCUUUAAUUAGGCAUAUUUUUAAAAAAAUAAAGAUCUGAACUCAUUUCUCCAUCCAUUUUCUCAACCGCGAGGCAGUCGCGAUCAACAAGAUAAUUUAAGCGACAGUUUCAACCCGCCUCCUUCUUACAAAUAUUGAUUUCCAGUCGUUCACCAAGUGAACACUGUGCGAGAAAUCUUUCAAUGUCACGUGUGUAAAAAAACAAUAAAACGCUCCGUUCACACACUGGAAAAGCGAGUAGAGAUAAUGUCUUUAGGAAAAGGUUUAGUUGAGGUGGCUAUCCUUUUAUUCUACUGUCAAUAAUAUAACACAAUCUUAAUAUUCUUUUCAGCAUUGUGUUCAUGGCUGGUUCAUUGCUUACAGCGUUUACAACGAAUGGUAGGUUACACAACUGUAUAAUGAAGGCUGGUUUAUCAAUAGUAAAUUUUGGUGUAAUUUUAUUGUUAGUGUUGAAUAAAUUGAAUAUAUGAAACGAUAUUGAAUUUGUGUAAAAGCCGAUCUGCUACUAUUAGCCUUCGAUUGGGCACAAAUAGAGGAUAGCAUGUAAGCUAUUAUUUAGUGGCGUAGCAAAAGUGAGAGCGGCUCAAUUUUCGCAGCCCCUUUUCUACAAAAAAAAAAAUGCAGUUAGCCAUUCCUCCAUAAAAUGAAAAACUGCCUCCUAGUGCGGACCGCAACCUCCUCAUCCUCCUUCCUAUGACCCUGCUAAUAUGGCUUGUUGAAAUAAGUAUGUGCAAACUUUCCAAUAGUCUUUAAAAGAAAUGGAAUUGAAAGUAUUUCCUGUUCAAGCUGUUUUAAUGAGGUGUAUUCAAUUGUUUUCAAGAUGUUUACAACUUCUUUGAAGACAAAAAACAACACACAGAAAUUGAUCUGCUUCUUGAUAAUUUUAGAGCAACCAUUUCUUACUUUGAACUAUAAAAGUAGAUAGUAUCGAGCUAGAGGGUGUCAAGCCAGAGGGUGUCGAGCUAGAAGGUGUCGAGAUAGAGGGUGUCGAGCUAGAAGGUGUCGAGAUAGAGAGUGACGAGAUAGAGGGUGUCGAGCUAGAAGGUGUCGAGCUAGAAGGUGUAGAGCUAGAAGUUGUCGAGCUAGAGGGUGUCGAGAUAGAGGGUGUCGAGCUAGAGGGUGUCAAGCUAGAAGGUGUCGAGAUAGAGAGUGUCGAUCUAGAAGGUCUCGAGAUAGAGUUUGUCGAGCCAGAAGGUGUCGAGCUAGAAGGUUUCGAGCUAGAAGGUGUCGAGCUAAAAGGUGUCGAGCUAGGUUUUGAGCUAGAUGGUGUCGAGCUAGAGGGUGUCGAGAUAGAGGGUGUCGAGAUAGAGGGUGUGGAGAUAGUGUGUCGAGAAAGAAGGUGUCGAGUUAGAGGGUGUCGAUCAUGAAGGUGUCGAGCUAGAAGGUGUCGAGGUAGAAGGUGUCGAGCUAGAGGGUGUCGAGAUAGAGGGUGUCGAGAUAGUGUGUCGAGCUAGAAGGUGUCGAGAAAGAAGUUGUCGAGUUACAGGGUGUCGAGCUAGAAGGUUUUGAGCUAGAAGGUGUUGAUAGAGGGUGUCGAGCUAGAAGGUGUCCAGCUAGAAGGUGUCGAGCUAGAGGUUGUCGAGCUAGAGGGUGUCGAGAUAGAGGGUGUCGAGAUAGAGGGUGUCAAGCUAGAGGGUGUUGAGGUAGAAGGUGUCGAGCUAGAGGGUGUCGAGCUAGAAGGUGUCGAGCUAAAGGGUGUCGAGCUAGAGGGUCUCGAGCGGUUGCAAAAGUUUAAAACAAUCCUUUCAUUUAACCUGUAUAAUUUGACACCACAGAAACCCCGUGGCUUAUCUUCCCUGGAAUGGUGCUCCUGGCGUUUGGUGGUAUUGUUUAUAUCAUGUCCAACGUUCAGAUUUCUCACCUCUUUCCCGUCGGCGGCACUGCCGUGGUCGGGCUCCUGAGUGGAGCAUUUGAUUCUUCAGCUGGAGUGCAGGUCAUGGUCAAGGUAAUGGGCAAUAGUACAUGUUAGAUUCAUGGUAAGUGCACAGUUGUACCUUCUAGGGUCAUGGUAAUCGGACAGUUGUGUACAGGUCAUGGUAAGUGGACAGAUGUACACGCAAGGUUCAUUUGAAGUUGACAGCUGAUGAAGCUACAAUUAAGGUAAGUCAACAGUUAUCAGUGACAGCCAGGUUAAGUGACUUUUUACAGUAAAUGUACCUCUACAUUUGCAUACGAAAAUAGCUUUUUAAAAAGUGUAAUUUUUUAAAUAAAGUCAUUAAAUAAUAAUUUUCUUCAAAGUACACUUUAUAUGCACAUGGUAGUCAUAGACACAUACAUACAUGCACAUCGUUGUAAUUAUAACAUUUUGGUGAGAUAAAUUAGGACAAAGAUAUUCGUAAACGUGUAACCAGAUAGCGUUGAAAUGGUCUGGUUUUUCUCUGUACAUAACGAAGACCGUUUUAUCCGUUAAAAAAUAAUAUAAGGUUAGAAAAAUUACCAUUGCAAAGCUGGUCAAUAAUUUGUGAUUAACAUUUCUUAAGUCCAUAAUUUAAAAUAAUCAUUUGUUAAAAAAAAUUCCAUCGGCUUUGUUUAUAACAUUUGUUCUCUUGUUUUUUCAGCUUGGCUAUGAAGGUGGUGUGAGCAGAAAGACGUCAUACCUGAUUCUGGCCUUCACGCACGUUCUCACAUUCAUCUCAACCUUUUUCUUCUUACCCAAAGACUUCAUACACCAUGCGCCAGCAUCUGAAGAACUCAACAUAGAGUUAGAGCUUAAAGACACGGGUAAUCGAAAAUAACGCACUGCUCAUAGUCUCAUGUAGAUGUCACCAUUUACUAUGUGACAAUUUAAGAACGGCAGAAAAGCUGUUUCUGAACAACGAAUCAUGGAUCUAAAUAAUUACUGUAUCUUGUAAAAUCUAUAUAACUUAUUUAUAAUCCAUAAAGUUAACAAACUAAAAACGAUAUAAUCUGCAAUUUACAUUAAAUUCCAUGCGUGCACCAGGUUAUAUACCCUGUUAUUUAUUCCUCAUAUUAUUUUCUUAUUAACCCUGAAACUUACAGACGCCAAGAAAUAUCAAAUCACAGUAGAAAACCAAGAAAGGCGAGAAGAAAUUCCCGAAGUUCACGGCAAAGACGCCGAAGGAAACUUCCGCAGUCUUUUAAAAAUGAUAUUUUCGAAAACGUAUCUGCUCCACGUUUUUUGGUUUUCUGUACUCCAGCUGAGGUUCUACUACAUUCUGGGCUCUAUGAACAAAGCAUUGGAAAAACAGCUGGACUCCAAGAGUGAAGGCGAGUGAAAUAAUUUUUUAUAUUAAGGCAAGGGAUUAAAUGAGAAACAAUACCGAAGAAAAAUGUUACUUUUAUGAUUUAUAUAUAUGUACAUUUUAAUUUAAAAGUAAAUGUAUAGUUUUAAAUUUAUGUUUGUGUACAUGGAGAAAGUCAAAUUAGAAGAAAAAAUGGUUGAAUGUUGACGAUGGUGUAGACUUCGCGGGACAAAAUCCACACGGAAUGGAAUCAAUGUUCCCUCUAAGGUUUGUUGGUUUGUGUGCAAAAUCAUAAAGUUGUGUGCAAGUUUUUAAAGCAUCAAUUUUUUUGUGCGCAAAAUUUUAAAGCCUACAGACACAAACAAACACUUAAGUGGAAAUUAGCUGCGCGGUACUCAAAACUGCUGCGCGGCAUCUGUGAGAUUGCUGCGCGGCCGCGCAGCUUAAAGGAAACAGUGGAUGAUACAUCGUGUCACCUUUUGCGUCGCAGGAGUUGUCAGAAUAUUUUAUUGUACCAAUGUUAUCCGCCUACGGGACUCCAACUCCCGGUUUGAAUUUAGAGUUUCCUUCUCCUAGAUGAGUUGCCAUCCGAGGUUAACGAGUCACCUACACCCGGGAUGCUGGUGGUUGUUUUCACUUUACUGGGCUUUCGUGAGGAAAGAAUUGUGAAACAUUAACUUGAGAUUUGCUCAGUUUAGACCAGUCGGCUUUAUUUAAAUUACUAUUGUCCCCCUUAAACUGUACCGAGGCCUCCUGUCAUAUAAUGAUUAUGGUAAUAAGGGGAGAGACUGCAAUCAGGUUAGCCCAAUAUGAAAUUAUUAAAACAAAGUAAGGUUCAACCUUAAAAAGGAACGCGACAAAUAAAAUAAUUAGGACGCAUGCAUAACUCAUAAAAUAUAAACAUGCGAUAAGUGUUGACGUGAAUCUUGGGAAGAACGCUGAGUUUCAUAGCUAUUCUCUUCAAAAUGCAUCUGAAACAAAAAAAAAUAUAUUUAAAAAAAAAUUAAGUUAUGUUAAAAAUUAUUUUAGUAAUAAUUUAAAAUGGUCAAAGUUUCUUAUAAAAAGAACCCAGUUUUUAGUCUAUUGGAUAUUUGCCAUUUCAGUAAGUCACUACACAAAUAUUCUACUGUACAUACUGAUGGGUGGGGUCUUUGCUUCGCCACUCAUAGGAUUUUUUGUGGAGCUCAAUGUCAAAAUAUUUCGCAGUAAGUUCAUUUUAAUUUUAUAGCUCCUUUUAGGCCUUUGAUAUAUAUCAGAAAAUAUGUCUACCCUUUACCAUUAACAUUAAGUUAUAGAUCAUAUAAAUAAAGAAAUGAUAGGAUUAUACAUUCUAUAUUUAUAAAAUAAUGUAUAAUCCUACAUAAAAUCUAGUAUACAAAGUCUGUUUGCAAAGCAAUUAUUCACUUUGUCUUCAGCAAAGCUUUCAUUUAUGUCUUAUAGUUUUACUUUUAUUGUUGUCUUCCCACAGAAAGCAGUACCCCAUUUGGUCGUGAUGUCAUGCCGACCAUCCUUCCACUGACCUUGACCAUCCUACUGGGUAUCACCUUAUCGGUUCUGAUUCUUAUGGAGGACUCUUCUCUACUAUAUGUCAGUUUUGUCAUACUGCUACUUUUCAGAUCAUUUCUCUACACUGUCAUGACAGGCUACAUUACUAGAGUGUAAGUAUAAAAUAUUUCUCUACACUGUCAUGACUUGCUACAUUACUAGAGUGUAAGUAUAAAAUAUUUCUCUACACUGUCAUGAGUAGUUACAUUACUAGAGUGUAAAUAUAUAACAUUUCUCUACACUGUCAUGACUUGCUACAUUACUAGAGUGUAAGUAUAACAUAUUUCUCUACACUGUCACGAGUAGCUACAUUACUAGAGUGUAAGUAUAUAACAUUUCUCUACACUGUCAUGACUUGCUACAUUACUAGAGUGUAAGUAUAACAUAUUUCUCUACACUGUCACGAGUAGCUACAUUACUAGAGUGUAAGUAUAUAACAUUUCUCUACACUGUCAUGACUGGCUACAUUAUUACAGUGUAAGUUUAAAAUAUUUCUCUACACUGUCAUGACUGGCUCCAUUACUAGAGUGUAAGUAUAUAACAUUUCUCUACACUGUCAUGACUGGUUACAUUGAUAGAGUGUAAGUAUAUAACAUUUCUCUAAAAUCGUCAUGACAGGCUACAUUGCUAGAGUGUAAGUAUCUAAAAUUUCUCUACACUGUCAUGACAGGCUACAUUGCUAGAGUGUAAGUAUAUAACAUUUCUCUACACUGUCAUGACAGGCUACAGUACUAGAGUGUAAGUACAUAAAAUUUCUCUACACUGUCAUGACAGGCUACAUUGCUAGAGUGUAAGUAUAUAACAUUUCUCUACACUGUCAUGACAGGCUACAGUACUAGAGUGUAAGUAUAUCACAUUUCUCUACACUGUCAUGACUGGUUACAUUACUAGAGUGUACGUAUAUUUUUAUGAGAAUACAUUUUUUCUAACCAGUAAUCCUAUGGUCUUAUUUAUAAUUUGCUUUGUAAGUAAGAACACUGUUGUAUCCAAAUUAUGUUGCUAAAUUUCUCUACCGUCCCUCCCAUGUGCUUUCUGCAGUUGCAAAUAGUGUGCGUAUAACACAAUACUUGGGUUAAUGUUGGUUUCUAAGUUGUCUUUGGAGAAAUUGUUGUAUUUUUUCACCAUUUAGUAUCAGUUUGUUAAAGAGGUUUUCACAUUUGAUAUUUAUCGCCAGUUUAAUAAAAGUCAAAUUUAAAUUUAUGGGUGCAAUGUUCAAAUUAAGGAAUACGUAAAGGGGAAAGAAGUCAUGAUACAUUUUUGGCAAAAUAAAAAUAUAAUGUUGCCCUUUAAUUACAUCUCAAUCCAGGAUACAUUUAUCAAAAGCUUUCCUUAAAGUCUAGUUUUACAGUGGUCAUUUCAAUUAUUAUUAGUUUUUUUAUAGUAAAAGACGAAACAUCUUCUAUUGCAAAAUAGAUAUUAAAAGAUCACUCUUCAGAGGUCACACUUCAGUGGUCACACUUAAAUGGUCAUACUUUAAUGGUCACACUUCAAUGGUCACACUUAAAUGUCACACUUUAAUGGUCACACUUCAGUGGUCACUCUUCAGUGGUCACACUUAAAUAGUCACACUUUAAUGGUCACAUUUCAGUGGUCAUACUUCAGUGGUCACUCUUCAGUAGUCACACUUAAAUGGUCACACUUUAAUGGUCACACUUUAAUGGUCACAUUUCAGUGGUCACACUUCAGUGGUCACUCUUCAGUGGUCACACUUAAAUAGUCACACUUUAAUGGUCACACUUUAAUGGUCACAUUUUAGUGGUCAUGCUUCAAUGGUCACAAUUAAAUGGUCACACUUCAGUGUUCACAAUUAAAUGGUCACACUUUAAUGGUCACACUUAAAUGGUCACAUUUUAGUGGUCAUACUUCAAUGGUCACAAUUAAAUGGUCACACUUUAAUGGUAACACUUCAGUGGUCACAAUUGAAUGGUCACACUUCAGUGUUCACAAUUAAAUGGUCACACUUUAAUGGUCACACUUCAGUGGUCGCAAUUAAAUGGUCACACUUUAAUGGUCACAUUUCAAAUUAAGUUACAAAGAACAUUGUACGUAUUAUUUAGAAAAAAAUAUGUUAUAUAGUAAGUCAUUCUCGGGAGUAUUCACUAAAAAAAACCACACGCACGCACACACACACAUACACACAUGCAUACACACACACACACACAUACGCUAACACACACAUACACACAUGCACACACACACACACAUACGCUAACACACACAUACACACAUGCACACACGCACACACACAUACACAUACGCAAACACACACAUACACAUACGCAAACACACACAUACACACACGCACACACACAUACACAUACGCUAACACACACAUACACACACGCACACACACAUACACAUACGCUAACACACACAUACACACACGCACACACACAUACACACACGGACAUACACACAUAUGCGUGCACACACACACACAUACCAGCAUAAAUUAUGAGUAUUGAGCUUUUAUCAUUAUAAAAAAGCUCGACUUGUGACCAGUCUGUUGGGUGGGUGUGUGUGUGUGUGUGAGUGUGUGUGUGAGUGUGUGUGUGUGUUUGUGUGCAUUAUAAUUUUUAAUUCAUAAUAUUAGUGAUUUUUAAACUUAGUUUGUGUUCGAACUGACAGUCAUUAGCUUCAUUACAUGCUUUAAUGUGCGCUCUUCACUGACCAUUUACUAUCAAAAGGUGUCCCUUUCUUUCCUGACACGGUGUAUAUAUGCAACCAGUUACAAGUUGAUUCUAAAUUAACUAAAUUUUACAAGCCCCGUCACUAUUUUCAUGUUUGAGAUAUCCAUUUGUAGCACUCUGUACAACGAUGAUACCAAGGUUCUUGUUUUUUUUAAUAUAACAGAUAUUAUGGUCAUUUCUAAUUGUUUGAAAUUUUCCAGUUUCCCGAGUGCUUACUUUGGCAGCCUGCUAGGCUUGUGUAUUUUAGCAGCUGGUGUCAUUGGACUGUUACAACAUGCGCUGUUUGAGUGGGCUGAGCUGAGGAACACUAGAGAAGUAAGUCACUAGCCAUAAAGUUGGCUGAGCUGAUGGACGUUAGAGAAGUAAGUCACAAGUCAUUAAGUGGGCUGAGCUAAGGGAAACUAGAGAAUUAAGUCACAAAGUCAUUAAGUGGGCUGAGCUAAGGGAAACUAGAGAAUUAAGUCACAAAGUCAUUAAGUGGGCUGAGCUAAGGGACGCUAGAGAAGUCACAAGUCAUUGAUCUACAAUUUUACUUUAAAACCAUGAAAAAAGAUCGUGACUGAAAAAUCAUGAAGUUGUUCCUAAACUUGAUGAUUACUUUUGGUAACUAAGGAGUUCUUUGAUUGGCUGAUAACUAUUGGUAACUGAGGAGUUCUUUGAUUGGCUGAUAACUAUUGGUAACUAAGGAGUUCUUUGAUUCGCUGAUAACUAUUGGUAACUAAGGAGUUCUUUCAUUGGCUGAUAACUAUUGGUAACUAAGGAGUGCUUUGAUUGGCUGAUAACUAUUGGUAACUAAGGAGUUCUUUCAUUGGCUGAUAACUAUUGGUAACUAAGGAGUUCUUUCAUUGGCUGAUAACUAUUGGUAACUAAGGAGUGCUUUGAUUGGCUGAUAACUAUUGGUAACUAAGGAAUUCUUUGAUUCGCUGAUAACUAUUGGUAACUAAGGAGUUCUUUGACUGGCUGAUAACUAUUGGUAACUAAGUAUUUCCUUGAUUUAAUAAUUACUUUUGAACGUUAAGAUGCGUAUGAUUUAUUUUCAUUGUAACAAAAUGUUGAUUCAUUUCCGGGUAAAAAUUUUACUAAGGCAAUUUAUGUCUUGUAUAAGGCAUAAGUUUGGGAAUACAUUGAAAUUCCUUUAUCUUUAGUUAACAGAACACCAAAGCAGGACAUUUGAUACAGUUUUGAUUGAAAGAAAUCUUUGAAUAAGUUGCUUGUAGUUAGACUACCAGUUUUAAAAGGGUGUACGAAAAAAAGAGAGAUUUUUUCAGAUUUCAUCAAAAUACUGACGGAAUGUUCAAGAAGAUACUGAGAAUAACAUUUUAUAAUAAUUUGUUUCUCAUAAUUAAUAACACACAAAAUACUUUUAAAGCGUGCAAGUUGUAUAAAACAUAAAAGGAAAAAACAAAGGAACAAUCAUACGAACGUUAGACCAUAACAACAAGAAACAAUCAUAAGCGAUCAUCAGCAAACACAACAACAAGAAACAAACAUAAGCGAUCAUCAGCAGACACAACAACAAGAGACAAACAUAAGCAAUAAUCAACAUAUUUAAAAAAGAAAAAAUAUAAGCGAUCAUCAGCAGGCACAACAAGAAAAAAAACAUGAGCGAUUAUCAGCAGACACAACAACGAGAAACAAAACAUAAGGGAUCAUCAGCAGACACAACAACAAGAAACAAACAUAAGCGAUCAUCAGCUGACACAACAACAAGAAACAAACAUAAGCGAUCAUCAGCAGACACAACAACAAGAAACAAACAUAAGCGAGCAUCAGCAGACACAACAACAAGAAACAAACAUAAGCAAUCAUCAGCAGGUACAACAACAAGAAACAAACAUAAGCAAUCAUCAGCAGACACAACAAGAAACAAACAUAAGCAAUCAUCAGCAGACACAACAACAAGAAACAAACAUAAGCAAUCAUCAGCAGACACAACAACAAGAAACAAACAUAAGCGGUCAUCAGCAGACACAACAAGAAACAAACAUAAGCGAUCAUCAGCAGACACAACAAGAAACAAACAUAAGCAAUCAUCAGCAGACACAACAACGAGAAACUAACAUAAGAGAUCAUCAGCAGACACAACAACAAGAAACUAACAUAAGAGAUCAUCAGCAGACACAACAACAAGAAACCAACAUAAGCGAUCAUCAGCAGAUACAACAACAAGAAACAAACAUAAGCGAUCAUCAGCAGACACAACAACAAGAAACAAACAUAAGCGAUCAUCAGCAGACACAACAAGAAACAAACAUAAGCAAUCAUCAGCAGGCACAACAACGAGAAACAAACAUAAGCGAUCAUCAGCAGGUACAACAACAAGAAACAAACAUAAGCAAUAAUCAACAUAUUUAAAAAAGAAGAAAUAUAAGCGAUCAUCAGCAGGCACAACAACAUAAAAAUAACAUAAGUGAUCAUCUGCAGAUACAACAACAAGAAACAAACAUAAGCGAUCAUCAGCAGAUACAACAACAAGAAACUAAGAUAAGCGAUCAUCAGCAGACACAACAACAAGACACAAACAUAAGCGAUCAUCAGCAGACACAACAACAAGACACAAACAUAAGCGAUCAUCAGCAGACACAACAACAAGAAACAAACAUAAGCGAUCAUCAGCAGACACAACAACAAUAAAGAAAAGAGAAUUAGAACAAUUGUCAGCUUUUCAGCUUUUUUAACAAAUAUAUAGUAUCCAUGAUUUACAAUGUAUUCAUCCAAUUAGAUGGAAUAUUGUGUCUCUGGAGGUACAAAAAAUAUAAUGUUAAAUGCUAUGGCGAUGUUAUAGAUAAGAGAAGAAUAACCAUUAGAGAUAAGAGAAGUGAAGAAUGGCCAGCAAAUGUUUACUAAUUGAUACAUUUCUGGUACACACUUGAAGAAAAGAAAGAGAGAACAUUGUAAAAUCUCCUGCACAGCAAGAGAACUUAACUGUUGCUUUAAUUACAACGCUUACAUAGAGAAACGUAUGGUUUUAUUUUAAGGUAAUAUAACAACCAUCCUCCCAGCCUUAUGGGCGUGAUAACAAUGUUCAACGUAACGUUGACAAGAGUUUUUUCUAUUAUAGUCAUGUUAUUAUUUUUUUUUACUUGUUGUUGUGUCUUUAACUAAAUGUUUCAAAAAUAGAUGAUCUGAAAUUUGAAAGAAAAGUCUUAAGUUUAAAAAUAAAUUGUAAAAAAUCAAUAUAUAAUACAUUUCUCGAUACAAUUAAUGUUGUGCAUUGCCAAAAUAUCUUCUACCCCCGUUCUGACUGUCAUUUAUAAUUCACUUAGAAAGGUUGAAUGAAUAUGUGUACUUUAUACUUGGCCAGGUGAACAUAUUUCUCAUUGUCCUUGUGUGUACAUCGUUCGUGCACCCGGCCUGGCAGUGGUACGCUUGCACUAAAGCCAAAAAGAACUAAACAGUACCCGACCCUCUCGGAGUUGCGGCCCACUUGUUUUAACGUUGGGACGUCAUCACCUGGAUUCCAAACAUCCAUUUCCUUCCGUAACGAGAUGGAGGAGUACAAGGAAUUUUUUUAUACAUUAAAUGUAAAAACUCUAAUAAUACGUUUCAACUAUUUAUUAAAAUUCAAAAUGCGCAUUUAAUUAAACAAUCCCUCACAACAAAGAUUUUCCUAUAAAUCCUUGAUACAAUGUAAUAUCGAGCAAUUUAGAGAAGGGGUGCUGAAAGUGUGACAAAACAUGCAUGCAACUCUAAUUAGGGCCCCCUACCCAGGGCUCGCAACCGCACAUUUUGUCAUGCCUCUGAACUCUAUUCAUAUUCUAAUAGAUUAAUAAGACACGAACAUUUAUAUUCUAAUAGAUUAAUAAGACACGAACAUUCAUAUUCUAAUAGAUUAAUAAGACACGAACAUUCAUAUUCUAAUAGAUUAAUAAGACACGAACAUUCAUAUUCUAAUAGAU
Molecule: messenger RNA, 16725 nt
Organism: Lymnaea stagnalis (great pond snail)
Lineage: Eukaryota; Metazoa; Mollusca; Gastropoda; Lymnaeidae
Source: the annotation of a GenBank genome assembly